AAAUGUAUCCUUAUUACACUAGGUCUUAUUAUUUCUAGGACUAUGCUCUUCCAGUACACUACAACCGCAAGAACAAUACAGAAAAAAGAAACUCUCAGAUGUACUGGAGUUCCUCAUCCUGUGGCUGGAUAUCCUGACGGAUUUAGUGGCCGGAGCAACCUGCGCUCGUCUUGCUAGCGCCACAGUUGAUUACAUAAGUAAAGGGCAUUUUAGAGAGUUUCUCUUUGGAAUGGAACAACAUUCCCUGGGGGAACCAUGGCCGGAUGUUUUAGGAGUUACUAUUAUAGUGGUCGUUACAAUUUUGUUUAUGUUAGGCCUCGAGAAAUCUCCGACUAUAUCCGUACUCAUAUUAAUAACGUUAAUAUCUACUUUUAUAUUUUUUACAAUUACUGGAAGCCUCCAUACUGUGAUAAAAUUCCGAAAAUGGUGCGAAAAUUUUAAAAUACACACUUUUAGAAAGGUUUUAAGAGCAGCCGCUAAAAUCUUCUUUGCGUUUGUACAUAUCUUUCCCAAAAUACACAACAAUAAUUGGAUAAAAAUGUCUGCAAUAAUUUUUACUCCCUUAUUAUUCUACACAUCAACUGCAAUAAUUUUUUCUAUGAUGACUCACCACAAAGAAUUAAUUGGUAGAGCAAUUCCCUUGGUUCAAGUAUUCGAAAGUCGUGACGUGGAUUGGGCUCGACCAAUUAUGGCUGCUAGUACAAUUUUUGUAGUUUGUCUUAUAUUAACCGAAAUUCUGCCGUCUGUCUACAACUCAUUUGUAAAAUUGGCCAGUAAAGAGUGGAGAAUAUUUGUGCCCUCAAUUCAAUAUAGAACUUCUAUGACUGGUGCACCUAUUUUAGCAAUAUUUGCAGCAGGAAGUUUAUCAGCAAUCCUCGCAUUUGCCUGUCCAUUGUCGCAUUUAAUUAAACUUUUGAAUACAGCGGCUCUAUUCAAAUGCGCUCUGCUUUCCUAUUUACUUGUUUACAACAGAUAUAAACCCGAAAUUACAUAUGAUUAUUUAGUUCACAACAGUAAUAUUCAAUAUAGUAAACUACAAGGUAAUGGUCAAAACUCUAUAUUACGAAGUAAUCUUAAUUGGGCAACACUCAAAGAGAAACUUAGAAAUUGGUUUAAAAGGAAGCCUUACUACAUUCACAAAUUAGGUUCGCCUACAAAUAUUACUCAGAAAAUAGCCCCUGGGCGAAGAGUUGAGGAGCGCGAAUGUCUUUUACUGGAUGACUACAGUGUCAAAUCCAUGGCCAUGGAUGCUCCUGAAGAUACAGGAUCUGAAGCUGGCGAUGAAUCCAUUGUAGGUUCAGAUGACGAAAAUUCUGGCAGUUCUACAGAUAUUGAUAUUGUAGUAGAAGAAUAUAAAGAAGGUCUUAAGGUAGCGACAGUAGGAAAAUUUAACGAAGGCAGAAGGUCUACUAGAAUAACUUCAACUAUUGUUGGUUGUUGUUUAAUUUUAGCAUUAUUAUCAUCAACAUGCUUAGCUCUUUAUGUUGAAAGAGUGUUCAGCAUCUGCUGGCCUAGUAUUGUAGGUCUAAUUAUAUCUAGUUUGGUAAUAACUGUAAUGCCUCAGAAUACUACAGACAAAUCAAAAGAAGCAAUUUUGCCGUCCAUUAUAUUUCCCUUAUGUAAUAUUGUUUCCAUGGCUUUUAGUAUUAGUCUUGCCUCUACUAUAUUUGCCGAUAUUUGGCAGGGAAUAGUAUUUUGGUCCCUAGCAGGAUUAUUAUUAUUUUGGAGAUGUGAUUGCUGUACCUGCGAAGGUCUCUUUAGAAGUCCAAAAGUUCACAGUCAAGUUAACAUAACGCCCAAUACAUCGAUGGCCGUCGAAUGCAACUUUAAGGAACGCAUACCUGUACCUGUGACGGACACCAUCUACAUAACCAGAUGA
Molecule: messenger RNA, 1879 nt
Organism: Diabrotica balteata
Lineage: Eukaryota; Metazoa; Arthropoda; Insecta; Coleoptera; Chrysomelidae
Source: the annotation of a GenBank genome assembly